UUUAUUUAUUUGUACUAGGAUUGAUAAUGAGUAAUGUGAGAAAUGGUUGAACUUUACUAAAAAAGUUUUUUAAAACUCUUUUGUGUAACUGUUACAGUGUGUAAAAAAUGAUGUGGUCACAAAGUUACUGUACCUGAUGAAGUGAUGAUUGUUUUGUCACCUCCGCUGCAAAUUGCAGCACUCUGCUACAUGUUCACAGCAACAAUCCUCGUUUUCGUCCUAGGCUGUUAUAUCUACUUCCUCCAAAGGAAUCGUAAACGUUGCACUUGUUCCCUCGCUGAGAAAGACGUCGAAAUGCGAAAAGCGCACCGAAAAAGCGAAAACAACGUUUACGAAGCGGACAGAAGCACAAAAGCUGAACACUCUUCCUCACUGCAUCAAGUCAGAAUGAGCGAAUACGUGUCCAUCACAAGCGAUUCGCAAAAAAGAAGUUCUCCUCCUCUCCCAACAAACGAUCGCACGGUGGUCGAAAUCGACGAUUCUGCCUAUUUUUUAAACGCGUAUGAAACUAUAGUUGAUUCAUUGUACAUUUCAUUGUGCAAAGUGCCCAAGUCGAAACAAGAUUUAUACGCGCGAUUUCUCAAUGAUUUGGCGAAAAAAAUCAAAAUGAAAGACAGUGCAGUUUAUGAUAAGUUGCAAAUGUGUGGGCUCUUAAAUGUGAAUCAUUACGAAGUUAUUAAUGAAAAUGAGCCAGGAUCGGAAUAUGAUUCAGACGAUUGUACUUAUGUGAAAUAUGUGCCUUCAGAAAGUGUGAAACAAUCAUUAAUGCGUGCGCAAGCAUUGCACAGGACACAGUGCCCUAAACAUGUGUAUGGUCCUAACGAGCGGUUGAGAAAUUGUCUAAAGGAACAGAAAGAUGCCAAAAACAUGUCGCGGAGCGAAAAACCUCCAAUUCCACCAAAAAAGGUCAGAUUAAGGAAAAAUUCCGAGGAGGAUGUGAUCUAGAAGGAGGCGAAAAUAACUCGAGUGAAAAAAAGAUUGCAAACUGUCUCGGUUUAAAAUUGUUUGAGAAAAAUUGAAUUUUCAUGACAAACAUUUGAAAAAGUGUUGAAAGGUCUAAGUUUCUUUUAAUGCUGCGAGUUCGAAAAAUGUAUUGAAGAGAAUUAAAUUACCUUCAAAAGGCUUAUUUUCUAAAAUUCUAAGUCCGAUCCUGUCUAACUACCGUUUUGAGAUAAGCGCUUCAAAAUAAUCUACCUCAUUAAUCAUUAUUCUGGAUACCAGAUUUUCAAUAAUUAUUGUUGCUAUUGUUAUUGUAUCUUCGUUAUCAUCAACAUUUUACUACGGUGUUUUAGGCUAAAACUCUUAAGAACAAUGCAUGCUAGCACCUCUUAAAAAGAA
Messenger RNA from Tribolium castaneum (red flour beetle), 1338 nucleotides. RefSeq lists its product as uncharacterized. The coding region runs from base 145 to 945 and encodes 266 amino acids. Lineage: Eukaryota; Metazoa; Arthropoda; Insecta; Coleoptera; Tenebrionidae. The transcript is spliced from 3 exons. The record is from RefSeq and is a predicted model, not a curated record.